Molecule: messenger RNA, 2399 nt
Organism: Fragaria vesca subsp. vesca
Lineage: Eukaryota; Viridiplantae; Streptophyta; Magnoliopsida; Rosales; Rosaceae
Product: TPR repeat-containing thioredoxin TTL1-like
Exons: 7
Coding region: 138-2222 (694 amino acids)
Cellular component (GO): cytoplasm
Molecular function (GO): protein binding
Source: RefSeq, a predicted model, not a curated record
CUAUACACAUUCUUCAUAUUACAAUUGUUUGCUAUCAUUUCUAACAUCAUCUCUGUUCUCAAAAUCAUUGGCUCAUCUAUCAACCUUUUUCAAUAAGUCUAUAUCUUCUGCAAGAGGCAUCAGUAAGUAAAAGACUAAUGGCAGAGAUGGCCAAAUAUAAGGUAGAAAAUAAUGACUUGGGUUGUGGUUUUCUAUCUGGGAUUUUCCAGUGCUCAAGAAAAUCUCUGGUUCAUUCAUUACCCACCAAUAUUAGCCAAAAUCAGUUGAAGGCACCAGACAAUGAUGAUUCCAAGAAGCCUAAGGAAUCCAAAGAAGUUUCUUUCGUUAUCUCCACCAAUUCGGCUAAGCCUUCUUCGAAUCAAGAAGUGAAGCACAUCAGAAAGCUGAGCUUUGAUCAUCCAAGGCCUUCUUCCACAGGUACUCACCAAAAGGUACUUCCAGGAAGAAGAAGCUCAGAUGCUGGAAGAAGCUCAACAUCUUCCAAUGGUUCUAGGCAACUCAAGGUGUAUGUGGCGCCGGAGGACAAAAAGAUUCAAAGAGCAUCUACUACUGGCUCGGCUGAGCUAAGUAGGAAGAUCAACGACCACCAUCAAGCCAAUGAAAGCAAACCUCUAGUCCGAGCCAGUUCAGGUAGUGUCAUUCAUUCAGGACAGGUCGGGAACUUGAGACUGCAGCCAGGAAUUUCGAGUCUGCUAACAGGCAAUAGUACUCCCAACUCCACACCGAAAUGUAAAGCUGCAGUGAUGGGAAACAUUGUGAAAAAGAAUAGUGACGACCAUGGAGUUCUUAGUUCUGUGAAUAAAUUAGACCCUGAGGCGUUGAAGUCAAUGGGAAAUGAAGCAUACAAGGAGGACAGAUUCGAAGAGGCCUUGGAUUUCUAUGAUCGAGCAAUUGCUUUAGAUUCAAAUAAGGCAGCUUAUUACAGCAACAAAAGUGCUGCUUUGAUUGGUUUAGGCCGCCUUAUCGAGGCAGUUUUUGAAUGCAAAGAAGCCAUCCAGAUUGAGCCUUCUUAUCACAAAGCUCAUUAUCGACUAGCAACAGCAUAUCUCAGACUAGGAGAAACAGAGAAAGCAUUAGAUCAUUACAAACUUUUGGGUCCAUACGCGUAUUCGAAAGACAUAGAUCAAUGCCAGAAUCUUCAAAAAUGCCUCAGCAGAUGCAUUGAGGCUCAAAAGUUACAGGAGUGGAAUGUUUUGUUAAAUGAGACCCAAUUGGCAAUGUCUUCAGGUGCCAAUUCAGCUCCACAGGUCUUUGCUCUACAAGCUGAGGCCUUGUUGAAGCUUCAUAGACAUGAAGAGGCAUAUUCUACCUACCAGAAGAGACCAAAUUUCAGCAUUAUUUUGUGCACUAAAUUCUUUGGCAUGGCGAACAGUGCUUAUUUGUUAAUGAUUGGUGCACAAGUUUACUUGGCUGCUGGCAGGUUUGAAGAUGCAAUGGCAGCAGCUCAACAGGCAGCACAUCUCAAUCCGGGUCACAAGGAAAUCGGCGCUGUGGUGAAGAGGGCUAGAACUGUUGCAUCAGCUCGAUCGAGUGGUAACCUUCUCUUCAAGGCAUCAAAAUUCACAGAAGCUAGUGUAGUGUAUAGCCAAGGACUAGAGCAGGAUCCAUACAACUCUGUUUUGCUAUGCAAUCGAGCAGCUUGUCGUUCUAAACUAGGCCAAUAUGAAAAGGCUGUUGAAGAUUGCACUGCAGCUCUUAAUCUGCAGCCUUGUUAUAGCAAGGCUAGGCUGCGACGAGCUGAUUGCAAUGCCAAGUUAGAAAGGUGGGGAGCUUCAGUUAAAGAUUAUGAGAUGCUGAUAAGAGAAACUCCAGGAGAUGAAGAAGUUGGGAAGGCUUUGUUUGAAUCCCAAAUCCAGCUAAAAAGACUACAUGGUGAAGAUAUUGGGGACAUGAAAUUUGGAUUAAAUUUGAUAUCCAUAGCCAACAAUGAGCGUUUCAGACACUAUGUCACCUCUCCUGGCAUGUCAGUGGUGCUCUUCUUUAGCAAAACUAGACAGAAGCAAGUGUUGCAAUCCCUGGAACAAAUGUGCAAAAGAUUCCCUUCUGUCAACUUCCUCAAGGUGGAGGUAGAAGACCACCCUUACUUGACAAAACUGGAGGACGUGAGCACCAUCCCAGCCUUCAAGAUAUACAAAAAUGGAUCAAGAGUCAAAGAAAUUCCAGGCAACCAACAUGAAAUAUUAGAAAGCUCAAUCAAAUUAUACAGCGGUUCAGGAUUGUAAAUUAGACAGAAACAAGAAAAACAAGAACUAUGCAUAUUGUGCAUAUUCAUGGUGACCUUCAAAGGAAAAAGCCCACAAUCAUCAAUUGGGCUAAUAAAGCAAGAAAAAGGGUGCGAAAGAAAUCAACCCGAAUCAUUGUAAAAGACAAUUCAGAUUGAACUUUGUACUGUUUUGCAC